CAGCGCAUCGAUUGCGAACUUCAAGCUCGCCAUCCUCGGCCACAAAGCCCGAGAACUACCACCAGCACCCACGCCUUCAUUCCCACCCUCCAAACCUGAACCCCAACCUAAGCGGCCAAACGGCAACAACUCACAAUGGCCCCAACAGCGCCCGCCCCGGCGAAGCGCCUCACCGCACGGCAAAAGGCGCGCGCGCGCCUAGCCGACCCCCUGCUGCCGCGCAAGCUGCACCGCGAGAACAACGUCGUGUCCGACGGGUUCAUCGACUCGAAGCGCGACAAGCGGCUGAUCAAGCACUCGUCCUUCCUGUCGCGGGUAGCCAAGUCGUCCAACAAACCCGGCAUCGGCGCCAAGCGGCAGCAGCGGCGGCGGGCGUCCAAGAAGCUGGUGGCGACGCUGGACUCGCUCGGGGACGCGCUCGACGACAUCCGGGUCGGGAUGGACGAGGAGGCGGCGGCGGGCGGGGGCGCCAUGGACGCCGAGCAGGCCGCGCAGGGCAAGGUGCGGCAUAAGAGUCUGAAGAGCAGGCCGGGGGCGCUGAAGCGCAAGGAGAGGCUGGUCAAGGGCGAGAUGGAGCGGUUUGGGCGGAGUCUGGCGCAGCUGGCGAAUAUCUCGACGACUUCCGCGGAGGGGACGACUUCCGCGGCUGCUGGUGGGAGUGCGGCGCAGGAGAAGAUGGAUACGGAGGGAGAGACACAGACCGCGGGGGCGGCGGCGGCGCAGCCUGCUACGGCUACGUCGGGUCGAUGGGCGGCGUUGCGGGGGUUUAUUUCUACGACGAUGGAGCAGAAUCCCGCCUUCUUAAACAAGACGUGAAUAUUAAAGGCACAAUGCCAAACAGCAUACAAGCACGAAAAG
Molecule: messenger RNA, 858 nt
Organism: Chaetomium fimeti
Lineage: Eukaryota; Fungi; Ascomycota; Sordariomycetes; Sordariales; Chaetomiaceae
Product: ribosome biogenesis protein SLX9-domain-containing protein
Exons: 2
Coding region: 136-816 (226 amino acids)
Biological process (GO): maturation of SSU-rRNA from tricistronic rRNA transcript (SSU-rRNA, 5.8S rRNA, LSU-rRNA)
Cellular component (GO): nucleolus; 90S preribosome; preribosome, small subunit precursor
Source: RefSeq, a predicted model, not a curated record